GGAACCCUUUGUAAAUUCUUUCCAAGUUGACGCGUGGGACCAAUUUCGUCAACACAAUCCGGAAUGGUCAACAUGGCGGCAGCUGUAAGAUGCCUCGGUAGAGUCUUGAUACAUCGUCAAAGGCAUAGUCUUUCCAAGAUGGCUUCUCAGACGUCUCUUUAUCCUUGUUCUGUAUACGUUCCAGUGCCCAACAGACAUUUUGCUGCUGCUACAAGGCCUGCAAAGAAAACAAAAAAAGGUGCCAAAGAAAAAGCAUUGGAUGAGAAAAAAGAUGAGAUAGAAAAAAUAAAGUCAUAUCCCUUUAUGGAAGGUGAACCUGAAGAUGAUGUCUACCUAAAACGCUUAUAUCCAAGGCAGAUAUACGAGGUGGAGAAAGCUAUUCACUUACUUAAGAAAUUUCAAGUUCUGGACUUUACUAAUCCAAAGCAAGGUGUCUAUCUUGAUUUGACACUGGAUAUGACACUGGGGAAGAAGAAAAAAGUGGAGCCAUUUGCCAGUGUUCUUAGUUUGCCAUACCCAUUUGUUUCAGAGAUCAGUAAAGUUGCUGUAUUUACAGGGAAUGCAUCAGAGAUAAAAAUAGCAGAAGAAAAUGGAGCUGCAUUUGCAGGAGGAACUAAUCUGGUUCAGAAGAUUUUGGAUGAUGAAAUUCAACCAGACUUUUAUGUAGCUGUUCCAGAAAUAAUGCCGGAGCUUAAUCCAUUAAGGAAGAAACUGAAAAAAAGAUUUCCUAAGCUUACUCGAAAUUCCAUUGGCCGAGACAUCCCCAAAAUGCUUGAAUUAUUUAAAACUGGACAUGAAAUUAAGGUAGAUGAAGAAAGGGAGAACUUUCUGGAGACCAAAAUAGCAACACUGGAUAUGUCAAGUGACCAGAUAGCUGCCAAUCUGCAAGCAGUUAUCAGUGAAGUUUGUAGGCAAAGACCGCUGAAUUUGGGACCCUUUGUGGUACGUGCUUUCCUUCGAAGUUCAACAAGUGAAGACCCUGCACAGGAAGAGGGAAACCAAGGAAAGCAUGGCAGUCUCUUUAUAGAAGUCACUGGGAUCAGAUGUGGGGAAGGCUGUGGCAGCUUCGGUUUGUGAGGCAUGACACCAGAGAUGUAGGCGCUACACAGGGACGCUCCAGGACUCUGCAGGGGGGUUCACUGAGACGUCUGCGCUGUGCUGAGAUGGGCCUGCAUAGAGUGAAAUGCCGCAAGGCUAGACUAAACGCAAUUAUUGCGGAGCUUUAAGUUGAACAAUUCCCAGAACUUACAUGUGGCUGAGAGACAUUUGAGUUUUGACCACCAGAGCGGAAAGACAUUAUUGAAAAUCCUGGGCAUUCAGUAGAUACCCCAGAGUUGUGCCUUCAAAUUGGGCUAAAAGAGCUCUAGAGUAGAGGCUACUCCGGACCACCAAUAACACUUUAAAAACAACCUCAAAAGGAUCAAAUUGAUUGGCAAGGAAGUUAACUGCCUGCCAAAUUCAACACUCUUUAAAUGCAGAAAACAAAAUCCAAAAUUUUAAGAACAUAGCUUUUAUGGUGUCUGGUACCCAAUAAAAAAUAUGACAUGCAAAAAGGAAGGAAGAAAAUCAGUCAAUAGAAACUGACUCAGAAAUUAUGGAGAUGAAUGAAGUAGCUGACAAGGGCUUUAAAACAACUAUAGUAAAUAUGUACAAGUGUGUAAUGAAAAACAUGAGCAUAAUGAGGAGAGAAAUGGAAGACAUUAAAGAAGGCAAAGGGAGCUUUAGAGCUGCAAUGCAAUUUAGAAAUGCAAUAUCUGAACGGAAAAUUCACCAAUGGAUUAACACCUAUAGCCACUGCAGAAGAAAAGAAGCAUGACUUAAAGGUACUGCAGUAGGAACUAUACAAAUUGAGGUACAGAAUGAAAAUAAUAAUAGUAAUAAAAGGCCAGAUCCUCAGUGAUCUGAGGAAUAUUCAAAGUGAUCUAACGUAUGUGUAAUUGGAGUAUCUGAAAAGGGCAGGGGAGAGGAGCCAGAAAAUAUAUAUUUGAAGUAAUAAUGGUUUAAUUUUUAACGAACAGGAUGAAAACUAUGAUUUCUAAAUCUAAGUAAAUGAACUUCAAGCAGGAUAAUUGAAAGGAAAACCAUUCUAAGGCAUAUCAUAUUCAAUUUGUUGAGAAUCAGUGAUAACAUAACACUCAAAAGCAGCCAGAGAGAAAAAGAAACAUUAAAUACAGGGGUACCAAGAUAAGAAUUACUGAUUUCUUGUCAGAAGUAAUGCAAGCCAAAUAGGGAAUGGAAUGAUAACUUUAACAUGCUUAAAAAAAAGUUAAUGUAGAAUUCUAUGUCAAGUGAAAAUAUCCUUCAAAAAUGAGAGCAGCAUAAAGACUUAUUUGACAAAUAAAACACAGAGAAUUUAUUUCCAGCAGACCUGAAUUACAAGAAAUGUUAAAGGAAGUCCUUCGAGAGGAAGAAAACUGAUACCAGUACAAACCCAGUUCCAUACAAAUGAAUGAAGAAUGCCAGAAAUGGAAAAUAUGUGGGAAAAUACAAAAAAUGCUUUUCUGAUUUUUAUCCUUUCUUUUAAAAAAAUUACCUUUUAAAAGCAAAUGUAAUAACAGUGUAUAGUGGGGUUUAUAACAGUUUGAAGUAAAAUGUAGGAAAAUAGCACAAAGGUUGGCAUAUGGUAUAUACUUAUACUUGGCUUAUUUCAGUUGCAUGCAGCUUUCUGUGUUCAUCUAGUAUUUUUAGUGGAUGAAAUCACAUGUAAAAUCAAAAGUCAAGUUAAUACUAAAAAUUUUUGUUAUUGUGUUAAAACAAGUUUGCAUUUUUGAAAACAAACAUUGUAGUAGAACUGACUGUAUAGUUCACCUAGUAUGACAAAAGUUUGCACCCAUGUUACCAUGAUGAAAAUCAAGAUACAGAAAUUUUCCAUCACCCCCAAAAGUUUACUUGUACACUUUGUACUGAUUCUUGCCUUCAGCUCCAAGCAACAGUAGAUUUGUGUUCUGUCACUAUAGUUUUGCUUGCUGUAGAAUUUCAUAUGGAUGGCUCAUACACUGUUAUGUAUACGUUUUAAUAUUUUAAAAUUCAUCCACAUUGCUGCAUAUAUCAAAUAGAUUAUUCUUUUCUAUUGCUGAAAUAUAUUCCAUUAUAUAGAUAUGCCAAAUGUAUUUAUCCAUUCAUUCACCUGUUGAUGGGUAUCUGUGUUGUUUCCAGUUUGUGGUUAUU
Messenger RNA from Balaenoptera acutorostrata (minke whale), 3168 nucleotides. RefSeq names its product mitochondrial ribosomal protein L1 (gene MRPL1). The coding region runs from base 64 to 1077 and encodes 337 amino acids. Gene Ontology annotation, molecular function: RNA binding; structural constituent of ribosome. Gene Ontology annotation, biological process: translation. NCBI's taxonomy places the organism in Eukaryota, Metazoa, Chordata, Mammalia, Artiodactyla, Balaenopteridae. The record is from RefSeq and is a predicted model, not a curated record. The transcript is spliced from 10 exons. Gene Ontology annotation, cellular component: large ribosomal subunit; mitochondrion.